AUGCUGAAGCACGUGGCGGUGUCGCCGCACCGCGCGCGCGCAGACUCAGUCAGUCUGUCGUCCUCUGCCUCUUGCUGCAGCCUCGGGAGCUUGGAAAACCGACACGACUCCGUUACCGAUCUCUCACAUCGCACCACAACGAUUAAAGUGUACGCGAGAUGUUUACGGCCAGAUAUCGAAUACAAGACCCUGUCUGUCACUUGGGGGACUCGAGCGAAGGAAGUGGUGUCCACUCUUUUGGGGAAGUUCAGGAUGCGCCAUAGAGACCCCAGAUUGUUUUACCUGAGUAUGGAAGUUAGGGUCAGGGCUGCUGGUCUCAGGACCACAUUGGUACUGGAUGAUGAUGCAAGACCUGCCGCGCUCCAGGCUUGUCAUCCGAAGGGAUAUUCUAAAUUUUCCUUGCAAAUGCGUCCGGGUGGCCUCGUGAAGAUCUACGACUCGGCACUAAUGUCCUCAUCCAAGUACAAGUGUCUUCUCACCAGCGAGCGCACCACCGCUGAUGAGCUGCUGGCAAUAUUGCUACAUUGCUACGAUUCUACUGAGGGCGUGGAGAGAUUUUCGCUUUACGAGGUCUGUCCAUCGCAAGAGUAUGAGCGUAAAUUGCAUCCAGACGACCUCCCACUGAUGGUUCAACGAGCAUGGCCUCAUGACAGCGAUUGUCACUUCCGAGUGCGACGGAACCCCCGCGCACCCCCACUACCCCCACGAUCUCUCCCCCAACCCCUCCCGGAUACGGAAGAGGAGCCAUCCCGAGCUCUAUCCGCCUUAUCCUUGGAGGCUGAUGACAAAAAAUAUAAUCCAGUAUACACAUUUCCCAGUAUUAACUAUAGAGAGACUAAAAACGACUAUCUUUAUAUA
Molecule: messenger RNA, 858 nt
Organism: Brenthis ino (lesser marbled fritillary)
Lineage: Eukaryota; Metazoa; Arthropoda; Insecta; Lepidoptera; Nymphalidae
Source: the annotation of a GenBank genome assembly